AUGUCGCUCUCGCCUCCAUCGUCGCCCGAAGACCGCCGCUUUGUCUGCCCCAUCGACGGCUGCAACAAGCGCUUCAAGCGCAAGUUUACGCUCCAGGAGCACGAGAAGACGCACACGGGCGUGCGCCCGUACGUCUGCGUCAUUGACGGCUGCGGCCGCCACUUUAGCACGUCUGGCAACCUCACACGCCACGCGCUGACGCACAACACCGAGAAGCCGUUUGGCUGCGGCUGGGAAGAGUGCGCCAAGCGCUUCUGCACGCGCGAGAAGCUCGUGCGCCAUCUCAAGACGCACGUCGGCUUGCGGCCGUUCGAGUGCAGCAUCUGCAACAAGGCGUUUACGACGUCCGGCAACCUCGCCCGCCAUGCAAAGUCGCACCCGGAAUUGGGCUAUGGCGACAGCCAGCACGAGGCGCUCUUGUGGGAGCUCCCCGCGCUCCUCGUGCCGACCAAGAAGCGCCGCGUCGCCGAGGAACUGGCGUUGCCCCUCGCGGCAAAGCCUCCGCUGCCGCACUCGACGGCCGAGAUCGCCAUGGCCCUCUCCGACGAGCCCGAGCUCUUCGAGUGGCCAACGUUCUUCCAGCCCUAUGAUGCGGUGCCGGCACCCGCAAUGGUGUGGCCGCAAUACGCCGCCCACGCACGCAGCGUUUACACCGAGCCGCUCCCCACAGUCUACUGCGCGCACGAUUAUCUCUAUGGCAUUUAG
This is a messenger RNA of Saprolegnia parasitica CBS 223.65, 705 nucleotides long. RefSeq lists its product as hypothetical. Gene Ontology annotation, cellular component: transcription regulator complex; PcG protein complex. The record is from RefSeq and is a predicted model, not a curated record. Bases 1 to 705 code for a protein of 234 amino acids. Gene Ontology annotation, biological process: regulation of transcription by RNA polymerase II. Gene Ontology annotation, molecular function: RNA polymerase II cis-regulatory region sequence-specific DNA binding; DNA-binding transcription factor activity, RNA polymerase II-specific. Lineage: Eukaryota; Oomycota; Saprolegniomycetes; Saprolegniales; Saprolegniaceae. The transcript has a single exon.